GUUCAGGGCUGUUGGGCUUUGAGGACGCUCGCCCAGGCGUGGCCUUGGGAGGGGUGGGCGGCGUACCCUGGCGGCAGGAUGCUAGGAGAGGAAGCACCCGCGCCCUUAGGCCUGUGAGCGCCCCCGCUUUGCCUGCGAUGGCCGCUCGUGCUCACCUCUCCCCGGGGUCGGCCUGAGGUGACCGACGAUGUGACCGGCGGUGCCGGUGGUGGCGGCUGGCGGACGAUGUUCCCCCUCCUGGGCGCCACGACGCUGGUGCUGGUCGUCGGGACACCGUGGGUGUCGCCCGCAGCCGCAGAUGAACAUCAGCUGGAAUCUCCCCAGCAUGGACAAGUUUACAUCAUAGAUGACAACUUUACCCUGAAGUGGAACAGGACCAACGAGAUAAUCCCAAACGUGACUUUUUCAGCAGAUUAUCAAAAGUCUGAGAUGAAUGACUGGAUAGAAUUGCCCGGCUGUCAAUAUAUUACUGCUACCUCAUGCACCUUUUCCUUGCCCAACUUGAAUGUUUUUGAUGACAUUAAAUUCCGUAUAAGAGCAGAGAGAGGCAACAGCACUUCUGCGUGGCAUAUUGUGGACUCAUUUAUUCCGUUUCUCAAAGCUCAGAUUGGUCCUCCGAAAGUACACUUAGAAGCUGAAUAUAAGGCAAUAAUAAUAAGAAUCACUCCUUCCAGGGCAAAAAUGUGGCUUACGGAGAGACAAUGGUUUACAUACCACGUGGUUAUCUGGAAAAACUCUUCAAGCACAGAAAACAGAAAUCUAACGGUUUAUCCCAGAGAUACAAUUUAUGAACUCUCACCGGCGACUACUUACUGUCUAAAAGUGAGGGCAGAGCUAACUGAAUACAGCAUGGAGGGCAUCUACAGCCCUAUCUACUGUGCGAUGACCAAAGUGGAAUAUAAACUGCCUCCACCGGAAAAUGUACAAGUUGAUGUUGAAAAUCACAACUAUGUUCUUAAGUGGGAUUACGUGCUUACAAACGUGACCUUCCAAGCUCAGUGGCGCCAUGCCUAUUUAAAAUGGUCUCCUGAGGACCAAGCAGGGGAAUGGAAACAAAUUCCUGGCUGUGAAAAUGUCAGAGGAACCCAGUGUGUCUUUCCUCAGGAAGUUCUUCCACAAAGAAUUAUGUAUUCAUAUUCACUCCGUGUACGUGCAAUGGAUGGAAAUAACACAUCCCUUUGGUCAAAAGAGAAGGAGUUUGAGAGUCAAAAACAAACUACCAUCCCUCCUCCAGUUCUCAAUGUGAAAACCAUGGGUGACGCACUGCACGCCUAUGUUGGACCCUCACAGGAAUCUACAGACCUGCAUGGCUCACUCAUCUAUGAAAUCGUUUACUGGGAAAACACUUCAAGUACUGAGAGAAAAAUUCGACAAGAAGGCAAUGAUUUUACUUUUCCUGACUUGAAACCACUGACCCUAUAUUGUUUCAAAGCCAGAGCACUCAUGCGUGAAGAGCCCAAUCAAAGCAGUGAAUUUAGUGAUGUUAUAUGUGAGAAAAUAAAACCAGGUGAUAUGUCCAGAACCUUGCUGCUGGUCACAGCAGUCUGCGCCGUCCUCCCUGUUCUCCUGGUUGUCACGUUCGUCGCCAAGUGCCUCCUGAAGUACCUCUGCUCUGUGUUCUUCCCGUCCCCAAAGCCGCCUUCCAGCAUAGCUGAAUGUCUCUCCGAACAAUAUUUAGAGAAUAUCCUGCUUUCACCUUCUGAGGAGAAAACGGAACAGUGUUUCGUGAUUGAAGGCGCAACUGUGAUCCCUAGAGAGGAAGGCAUCAACAACACCAACGAAGACCUCAAGAAGUACAGUUCCCAGACGAGUCAAGAUUCGGGCAACUAUUCCAACGAAGAUGAAAGCAGAAGUAAAACAAGCACGGACUCUCUACACCUGGAAAGCGGCUGAGCAGAGAAGUGCCAUCUGCAACACUGAAUGUGGAGUGUUCCCCAGCUAGUCUGAGCUCCUCGCUCCACUCUGGAACCACGCAGAAGGGAACUCGCUUCCUGGGGAAGGGGAAAACACGUCUCCAAAGUCCUCUGAGCACGUCAAAGCACUUUGCCUGCUAAAGAGGAAACAGCAGGAACCAGGGAAGGCUUUCUAUGUUCCUGUCCACGUAUAAAAACUGGAAAAGCUGUGUUGGCCGUGACUUUGAAGAUUUCAGCUGCAGAAGGGAGCCACACGUAUCCCGAGCCCCGCCCCAGCAGCUGCAGGCAUUUGUGUCCCAAUCCCAGCGUGCUACUUGGUUCUGCAUUUCUGGAGACAGUGCGUCAUGAUUGUUUACCACCAAGAUAGGCCCAUUAGGGAUUUAUGCAGAGGUUUCAAACACCAUUGUCACUCUGUGCUUCACAAUGUCACUCGCCAUGAAGAGUAGCAAAAUGUUCGGCAGAAGGGCAAUGCUUAAAUCUGAGGAAAUGCCACCCCUGUAUCCUGAGAACAUUGACCCCUGCCCGUAGAUACUUCUCCUCGUAUGAGAUUAAAACCAGGUCAUCUUCAAGCUAUGCAUUUAAACUUCCUGAUGCCUGAUUUCACUGCACAGCAACUCGGGAGUGGAGUUGAUAACCGUUGACAUUCCGGAGAAAGGACUGUCUAACUAGAGCAGUGACUGUUAGAGUUGUUGGUUACAGGUCCAUCACUGGGUGCACAAGGAGUCCUGGCACCAAAAUGGCAGUAGUGGCAAAGCAUAAGAAGAGGAGGACCUGCAGAGGAAAGCAGCAGGUAAUGAUGGAAAAGACAGAAGAAGGGUGUGUAUCGGCAGCUUCAGGGUUCAGCCCCUGUGUUUAGCCCAGAG
Ochotona curzoniae (black-lipped pika) is the source of this 2776-nucleotide messenger RNA. Its product is annotated as interferon alpha/beta receptor 1-like. The record is from RefSeq and is a predicted model, not a curated record. The transcript is spliced from 11 exons. Lineage: Eukaryota; Metazoa; Chordata; Mammalia; Lagomorpha; Ochotonidae. Gene Ontology annotation, molecular function: protein binding. The coding region runs from base 226 to 1893 and encodes 555 amino acids.